Colletotrichum godetiae is the source of this 384-nucleotide messenger RNA. RefSeq lists its product as uncharacterized. The coding region runs from base 1 to 384 and encodes 127 amino acids. The record is from RefSeq and is a predicted model, not a curated record. NCBI's taxonomy places the organism in Eukaryota, Fungi, Ascomycota, Sordariomycetes, Glomerellales, Glomerellaceae. The transcript is spliced from 2 exons.
AUGGGAGGCUUCUACAUGCAGUACCUCGAGAGUCUUUGCCGGCGACGAGGAUGGAACGACCCUUCCUACGAGUGUUACCGCGAUCACAGCGGCUACACCUGCUUGGUUCUAGUCAACGGACGGGAGUAUCAGACGGAUCUCGCGUAUCAAUCCGACUCGCUGGCCCAGGAGAACGCCGCCAUGCGUGCCUUCAUGGUGUGCCGCAACUUCUCCGUCAACGGCGGCAUGCUGGCCCGCAAUGGCAUCGUUCAGGGUCUUCCGGCCACUGAGCCUGCUCGCCGCUCCAAGAAGAGCCGCCACACUUCAUCCAGUCACAGCUCGCGAGACAGCCACCGUCGAUCAGGCCACCAUUCAAGCAGCAGCUCUACGGCCUCUUUCGACUAA